AAUGUCUGGUGUCAGGAAAUCUCCCCCCGACUUAAAACCGAGCCCCAGUGUCAACCAAAAGCGCUUGUCUCGGGUGGAGAAACAGCGCCUCCAAGACAAGUUUUUCGUGGCUGUGCAAACGCAGAACGUGCCUGAAAUCUACCGGUGCUUGGAAAAGGGGGCGCGGCCGUCGUUCGUGAACAGAGAAGUCGGAGUGUCGCCACUCCACAUGUUGGCCGAACGCAACGACGCCGACUUAGGGCUCCACGUCCUCCAGCACAGCACACCAGACUUGAACGUGAAGACCUUCGCCGGCUACACCCCCCUACACCUGACCUGCCUCUUCAACUGCCGAAGCUUCUUAUUAUUGUUGCUGAACAACGGCGUCGACAUCAACCUCCGGGAUAUCUUAGGCCGCACCCCCUUGCACAUCGCCGUGUUACGCCAAUACGACAAACUCGUGGUCACGCUCCUCAAAGCCGGCGCUUCCCCCAACGUCUGGGACGUCUUCCAGGAGAGCCCGCUCUCCGUGGCCAUCACCCGCGUCGAGGACCUCCACAUCGCGGAAACGCUGCUGCGCUACGGCGUCGACAUGACUCUGGAGUCGCAGAGGAUUCUCCACAUUUUUUUCGAGACCGUCCUCCACUGCCACACCAUGGAGCAGAUCCACUUCGUGGCGCUUCUUCUCGACAACGGCGUCGACGUGAACCUGGUGGAUGAGCGGACGGGUCGGAAUUGCCUCCACUUUGUGGCUAUGACGGGGUUUCUGGAGCUCGCGAUCUUCCUGGUGACGAAUGGGGCGAGAGCGGACGUUGUGGACCAGACGAAUCGGACUCCAGAGAAGGUGGCCCAGAGUCAUGGGAAUCGACACGUUUAUGAGUAUUUGCACGAGGGGUCCAGGAGGCCGAAUCCGCUGGUUCAGCUUCUUUCGGUUCUUCGGUUCCUGAGGAAGGCGAAGGAGCGGGUUGCGGAGAGGAAAGCGGAGCAGCAGGUGAAAGGGAGGCAGUUGUCGAGGAGCAAAGAGGGCGGAGUGGGACAGGAGAGGUGAAGUUCGAAUAAAAAAAAAUAGUCAUGA
Messenger RNA from Zophobas morio, 1054 nucleotides. Its product is annotated as ankyrin-1-like. Gene Ontology annotation, molecular function: protein binding. The transcript is spliced from 3 exons. Lineage: Eukaryota; Metazoa; Arthropoda; Insecta; Coleoptera; Tenebrionidae. The record is from RefSeq and is a predicted model, not a curated record. Bases 2 to 1027 code for a protein of 341 amino acids.